UGAGUAGCACUAGAUAUUCAUAUAGGAUCGCGUCGUACACUUUCCAGAAGUCAUUUGGCAUGUGUUGUGCAUUUUAUCAGUUCAGCGGUAGACGUCAUGGACUUUGUCGUCCGUCGGUCGUAUAUCAAUUUCAUCCGGCGACAUGUCUGGAUCAUCCGGGGAAAUUUUUGUCUGUUACAGACUAUUGGCGAUGAUCAGUUGCAGUUCGAUUGUCGAAGGGUUGAGGAUGGACAGUUUUGACGCUUCAACAGAGGAUUUUCUCGCCAACGGGUUCUAUCAGUUCUAUACCGAGUUUCACGAAGAUCUGUUCGAUGUCUUCCAACAGGGAGAUGAUCUGGUGGUCAAUGAGGUCGUUGAAUCGAAGACUGCGACAAACCAGGCUGAUCCCAUCGGUGAAGAUCUGGAAGCGCAUGUGGAGAACUUCAUCCUUGAGUACAGUUGUGUCAACUUUAGCCAAAUUUGGGACAACGACUUCCGGCUACCGGAGCGAACGUUUCUCUGCGACGAUUCAUGUGAUGCAUUCCUGCGGAAAUCGGAACCGAAUCCGUCGACUAACGAUCAGGGAACGCCGGAGGAGCAACCGGCGCCGAGCUUCGUCUGUCCGUUCGAAUCCUGCCGGAAAGUGUACGCCAAGCCGGUACACCUGAAGGCGCACCUCCGGCGGCACGUGGGCGAUAAACCGUAUCACUGCAAGUGGAGCGGUUGCAAGUGGCGGUUCUCCCGAUCGGAUGAGUUGGCGCGCCACUUCCGGUCCCAUUCCGGCAUUCGGCCGUACAAGUGCGACUUUUGUCCCAAGUGUUUCUCCCGUUCGGAUCAUCUGGCCAAGCACCGGAAGGUGCACGAGAGGAAGAUCGCCGCCGGCAAGUCGAAAGCAGUGUGGAUCAAUCUGCCCCGGGGCAAACCGGGACGGAAGCCGAAGAGUGCGAACAAGGUGUGA
Ochlerotatus camptorhynchus is the source of this 937-nucleotide messenger RNA. Its product is annotated as Kruppel-like factor 1. The coding region runs from base 143 to 937 and encodes 264 amino acids. The transcript has a single exon. The record is from RefSeq and is a predicted model, not a curated record. NCBI's taxonomy places the organism in Eukaryota, Metazoa, Arthropoda, Insecta, Diptera, Culicidae. Gene Ontology annotation, molecular function: DNA-binding transcription factor activity, RNA polymerase II-specific; RNA polymerase II cis-regulatory region sequence-specific DNA binding. Gene Ontology annotation, biological process: regulation of transcription by RNA polymerase II.